AUGUCUGUUCAGAUCUUGCCAGGUCCUCAGGCUCUAUCACCCUUUAGAGUGGAAAACUUGGUGAAGGGUAUUAAUGCUUACUGUAACAGUUCUUCUGUGAUCACAGAAGUCCGCUCCUGUUACGUUCACUACGUCGAAGUGGAAACCGACAAGUUGACUGAACAAGACGAAAAAUUGUUGGAGAUUCUAUUAACCUACGAUCAACCUCUGGCCCAAGACGACUCUUAUUGCGAGCUUUUGAGAACUAGUGUAAUCAAGAACACACCCUGCAAGCUUGGAAACGAUACAUACUUGGUGAGAGUUCUUCCAAGAUACGGUACUAUUUCUCCUUGGUCAUCAAAGGCUACAAAUAUUUCAACUGUAUGUGGUCUUGAUGGCAAGGUUAACCGUAUUGAGAGAGGAGUAGCGUUAUUGAUCAAGGCGGUGCCAGGAUUUCCACUUUUGGAGAACUUGAAUGAUGUCUCUCUUGCAUCCUGUUUUGAUCGUAUGACUCAACAACUCUUUUUAGAGGAGCCUCCUUGCACAGACUCUAUUUUUACUCAUGAAACCCCAAGACCCUUGGUACACGUUCCACUCGUUUCGAAGUCAUCUGCCAACCCAAAGGAAACGUUGGAAAAUGCCAACGUUAAGAUGGGUCUAGCCCUAGACAAAGGUGAGAUUGAAUACCUGAUCGAUGCCUUCGUAAAGACCAUGAAGAGAGAUCCAACUGACGUUGAAUUGUUUAUGUUCGCACAAGUAAAUUCUGAGCACUGUCGUCACAAGAUCUUUAACGCUGAUUGGACUAUUGAUGGCCUGCAAAAGAGUUUAUCCUUGUUUAAGAUGAUCAGGAACACGUACGACAAGUGCCCUGAUUUCACAAUCAGCGCCUACUCUGAUAACUCUGCUGUUUUGGAAACCGGUAACGAAUCUUAUUUUUACGCACCCGAUUUCAAAACGAAGGAAUGGAUGGCUUUGAAAGAAAACAUCCCAAUGCUAGUUAAAGUCGAAACCCACAAUCAUCCAACAGCGGUGUCGCCUUUCGCUGGUGCUGCUACUGGUUCCGGUGGUGAAAUUAGAGAUGAGGGUGCCACUGGUAGAGGUUCAAAAUCCAAGUGUGGUUUGGGUGGCUAUUCUGUCAGUGAUCUUUUGAUUCCUGGCCAAAAGCAGCCAUGGGAGAUAGAUAUUGGUAAGCCGGGACACAUCGCCUCUUCACUGGAUAUUAUGAUUGAAGCUCCAUUGGGAUCUGCUGCUUUCAACAAUGAAUUUGGUAGACCUUGUAUUAAUGGUUAUUUCAGAACUUUGACCACAAAAGUUCUAAAUUCUGAUGGCAAGGAAGAAUUUAGAGGCUACCACAAACCCAUUAUGAUUGCUGGUGGUUUCGGUACGGUCAGACCGCAGUUUGCACUAAAAAACAAGCCAAUUACGCCUGGUUCCAGUUUGAUCGUUCUAGGUGGACCCUCAAUGUUAAUUGGUUUGGGUGGUGGUGCUGCAUCCUCUGUUAAUGCUGGAGAAGGUUCUGCUGACUUAGACUUUGCCUCUGUUCAAAGGGGUAACCCCGAAAUGGAACGUCGUUGUCAACAAGUUAUCGAUGCCUGUGUCUCUUUGGGUUCAGGAAAUCCAAUACAAUCCAUUCAUGAUGUUGGUGCUGGUGGUUUGUCAAACGCUUUGCCGGAGUUAGUUCACGAUAAUGAUAUGGGUGCCAAAUUUGACAUAAGAAAAGUUCUUUGCCUAGAACCAGGUAUGUCUCCUAUGGAGAUUUGGUGUAACGAAUCUCAAGAACGUUACGUGUUAAGUAUCUCUCAACAAGAUGUCCAACUAUUCAAAGAUAUUUGUGAAAGAGAACGGGCUCCUUUUGCAGUUGUGGGACAUGCUACUGCUGAACAACGCUUGAUAGUUGAGGAUUCAUUACUAAAGACUACACCCAUCGACCUAGACAUGUCAAUACUGUUCGGAAAACCUCCAAAAAUGACAAGAAGUGCGAUCACACAACCAUUAAGCCUGCCAGCUCCCGACUUAAGUGCCAUAGAGUCCUUGAGUGAGGCGAUUGAUAGAGUUCUUCACUUGCCAUCUGUUGCCUCUAAAUCUUUCUUGAUCACCAUUGGUGAUAGAACUGUUACCGGUUUGAUCGAUAGAGACCAGUUUGUUGGUCCUUGGCAAACCCCAGUUGCUGAUGUUGGUGUCACCGGUACCGCUCUUGGUGACAAGGUUGUUUCUACUGGUGAGGCUUUGGCAAUGGGUGAAAGACCAAUCAAUGCAUUGAUCUCCGCGGCUGCAUCAGCUAAACUCUCUGUCGCUGAAUCUCUAUUGAAUUUAUUGGCCGCUGAUAUCAAGUCCUUGAAGCAUGUUAAACUCUCAGCAAACUGGAUGUCUCCAGCUUCUCACCAAGGUGAAGGAUCUAAACUAUAUGAGGCUGUCCAAGCUAUAGGUAUGGACUUAUGUCCUGCGUUAGACAUUGCAAUUCCCGUUGGAAAGGACUCCAUGUCUAUGAAGAUGAAAUGGGCUGACAAAGAAGUCACUGCACCACUUUCUUUGAACAUCACAGCAUUUGGCCCAGUUAACGAUACAUCGAAGACUUGGACCCCACUGUUGGAGAAGACUGAAAACACACUGCUGGUUUUGGUUGAUUUGGCUGCAACUCAAAGUGAAAAAUCCCUGGGCGGCUCUGCACUCCUGCAAGUCUACAAUCAAGUUGGAAACACAUCACCAACUGUACACGACAACGCGCUAUUCAAGGGAUUAUUGGAGUCCCUUUUGGAGCUUCACAAAACUGAUUUGGUCUUAGCAUACCAUGACAGGUCUGAUGGUGGUCUUCUCAUUACGCUUUUGGAGAUGGCUUUCGCCUCUAGAUGUGGUUUGGAUAUCGCAGUUGAUGCUUCAUCUGGCAAAGCGUUGGUUCCAUUGUUCAAUGAAGAACUUGGUUGCGUGUUCCAGAUUACUGAGUCAAAUUUCAGCAAGUUCCAAAGCGUCCUAAACAAGAAUGGCGUCUCUUCUGAGUACAUUUCAGUUGUUGGUAAGCCAAACUUCGAAACGCAAGAAGUUAUUAUUAGAGACAAAGCAGGUGAUGUGUUGUACGAAAACACUAGAGGACGUCUACAGGAGGCCUGGGCAUCCACUUCCUACCACAUGCAAAAAUUGAGAGACAAUCCUCAAACUGCUGAGCAAGAGUUUUUGACUAUUGCUGAUGAUAAAGAUCCAGGUUUGCACUACUCUUUGACGUAUGAUCCUGCUGAUGAUUUGAAGAUCGGUCAACAAUUGAGUACUACUAGACCAAAGGUUGCAAUCUUGAGAGAACAAGGUGUCAACGGUCAAAUGGAAAUGGCUUGGUGUUUUCAACAAGCUGGAUUUACUGCUAUUGACGUUACCAUGACAGAUAUCUUGGAUGGUAGAUUCGACCUCAAGGAUUUUGUUGGUUUUGCAGCAUGUGGUGGUUUCUCCUAUGGUGACGUUUUGGGUGCAGGUGCCGGUUGGGCUAAGUCUGUAUUGUAUCAUGAAGGUGCUCGCCAACAAUUUGUCAAUUUCUUCCAAGAGAGAAAAGAUACAUUUGCCUUUGGUGCUUGUAACGGUUGUCAAUUUUUGAGCAGAUUAAAGGAGAUUAUUCCUGGAUGUGAAAACUGGCCAAGCUUUGAAAGAAACUUCAGUGAACAGUACGAAGCUCGUGUUUGCAUGGUCGAAGUUGUUCAAGAUGAAGGUAGUGAAACUGAGAGCGUUUUCUUUAACGGAAUGGUUGGAUCAAAAUUACCAAUUGCAGUUGCACACGGAGAAGGUAAGGCUACUUUCACCUCCGAGGAACAACACGCUACAUUUGAGAAACAAGGUGGCUGUGGUGUAAGAUAUGUGGACAACUACGGAAAUGUUACCGAGAAAUUCCCCUUCAACCCUAACGGUUCUACAAGUGGUAUUGCUGGUGUGAGAUCGCCCAAUGGCAGAGUCCUCGCUAUGAUGCCCCACCCUGAGAGAGUGUGUAGAUUAGAAGCCAACUCAUGGUAUCCAGCUGAAAAGUAUGACGAAUGGCAAGGAUAUGGGCCAUGGAUCAGAAUGUUCAGAUCUGUGAGAAAGUGGGUAGGCUGA
This is a messenger RNA of Lachancea fermentati, 4047 nucleotides long. The record is from the annotation of a GenBank genome assembly. NCBI's taxonomy places the organism in Eukaryota, Fungi, Ascomycota, Saccharomycetes, Saccharomycetales, Saccharomycetaceae.